CCCCUUUCCUCACGCGCCCCCUCUGAUUUCGAUUUCCUCUCACUCUGCGAGAGAGAGAGAGAGAAUCCAUCCAAUUUAGGGCUAGGGAUCCGACUGAAGGAAAGAGGAGGAGGAAGAAGAAGACGCAGUGGCCAAAAACAUGGGCGUGAAUUCGGUUCCGACGGACGCAACACUCGAUCUCGACGAGCAGAUCUCUCAGCUCAUGCAGUGCAAGCCUCUCUCCGAGCAACAGGUUAAAUCAUUAUGCGAGAAAGCCAAGGAGAUUCUGAUGGACGAAAGCAACGUCCAGCCUGUCAAAAGUCCAGUGACAAUCUGUGGUGAUAUUCAUGGACAAUUCCAUGAUCUUGCUGAGCUUUUCCGCAUUGGAGGAAUGUGCCCUGAUACCAACUAUCUAUUUAUGGGAGACUAUGUCGACCGUGGUUAUUAUUCUGUUGAAACUGUUACGCUGUUAGUAGGCUUGAAAGUACGGUAUCCUCAGCGAAUCACUAUUCUUAGAGGAAACCAUGAAAGUCGUCAGAUUACUCAAGUUUAUGGAUUUUAUGAUGAAUGCCUUAGAAAGUAUGGCAAUGCUAAUGUAUGGAAGAUAUUUACAGACCUCUUUGACUAUUUCCCACUGACAGCCUUGGUGGAGUCGGAAAUAUUCUGCCUUCACGGUGGAUUGUCACCAUCAAUAGAGACCCUUGACAACAUCAGGAACUUCGAUCGAGUUCAAGAAGUACCACAUGAAGGGCCGAUGUGUGACUUGUUAUGGUCUGAUCCUGAUGACAGGUGUGGCUGGGGAAUCUCCCCUCGUGGUGCUGGAUAUACAUUUGGUCAGGACAUUUCCGAACAAUUCAACCACAGCAACAGCUUAAAACUGAUUGCUCGAGCGCAUCAGCUGGUUAUGGAUGGAUUCAACUGGGCACACGAGCAAAAGGUGGUUACUAUUUUCAGUGCACCAAACUAUUGCUAUCGCUGUGGAAACAUGGCCUCCAUUCUCGAGGUCGAUGACUGCAGGAACCACACCUUCAUUCAGUUUGAACCAGCCCCAAGGAGAGGAGAACCAGAUGUGACCCGAAGGACACCUGACUACUUCCUAUAAACACAAGUCACCACCUCCUUUCAGAUGCAAAGCCCUGUUGUUUGUUUUUGAAGAUCACUGCUUAAUUUGAUUUGGUACAAGGCAAUUUUUGUUUCAGGUUGCUUCCUCUUGAAAAUCGAUUGAGCCCCCUCCCUUGGAGCAGUGUAAUAUAUAGGCAACAAAGGUCAAUGAACUUUAAAACUCGGUAUGAAUAUUUGUGUUUGGUUGAAAUUGUUCAGAUCCCUACUGCAUCAUAAUAUGUUUCAUGAGAUAUAUAUAUAUGAUUUGAUUUA
Messenger RNA from Raphanus sativus (radish), 1353 nucleotides. RefSeq names its product serine/threonine-protein phosphatase PP2A-4 catalytic subunit-like. The transcript is spliced from 11 exons. NCBI's taxonomy places the organism in Eukaryota, Viridiplantae, Streptophyta, Magnoliopsida, Brassicales, Brassicaceae. Gene Ontology annotation, cellular component: cytosol. The record is from RefSeq and is a predicted model, not a curated record. Gene Ontology annotation, biological process: mitotic cell cycle; peptidyl-serine dephosphorylation. Gene Ontology annotation, molecular function: protein serine/threonine phosphatase activity. The coding region runs from base 140 to 1081 and encodes 313 amino acids.